UGCACUGACUAUGGGAGUCUGUGUUCGACUUCGGACCAAAGCACGUCGACCAUCACCGCCAUAUGAAGCCAACGGGGCUUUCUGGGUAACUUUCAGGAGGCUCCGGAGCAGGAGUGACUCUCCUCCACCUCUAAUCAUUUACUCGCCACCUGUUUCCUCCCGGCUGCUGCACCAGCUCCGGCAUCUUGCCCGCUUUCAGCCAAACUACGCGACUUGAUAUUAUUCUAGGAUAACAGCGGCUACAAUUUUCCCCCCUCGAAAUAACGACAGCCUGGGACAUUUUCUUGGGCAGCAAUGGCAGAACAUCUCUCCCAGAGUGAACUGGACUACCCAUUUAAACUUCUGGAGUAUUUCAACGGCUUCAGAGUGUCAAAGAUGAUAUUCUCGGCCUGCGAGCUCGGCGUCUUCGACCUCCUGCUGAAGUCCCAGGACGCCCUGAGUGCUCAACACGUGGCGCAGGAACUGGGCACCAGCGUGGACGGGAUGGAGCGGCUGCUGGAUGCCCUGGUGGGCAUCGAGAUCCUGGAGGUGGAGAGGGCCGACGGGACGGCUCUGUACAGCAGCACAGACGUGGCUAACCUUUACCUGGCCAAAGGCAGCGCCAAAUCUCUUCACGACAUGAUCAUCUACCGCUCCCAAACCGUCUACCCGCUGUGGAACAACCUGGCGGACGCCAUCAGGGAGGGGAGGAACCAGUACGAAAAGACCUUCGGUCUUCCAUCUGCCCACUUUUUCCAAGCUAUUUACAGGUCCGAGGAGGAGAUGCUGAAAUUCAUGGGGAUCAUGAGCUGUCACUGGGUUCUGGACGGACACGACGUUGUGACGGCGUUCGACCUCUCCCGCUUCCAGAAGGUCGUCGAUCUGGGAGGUGAGGACUCGCGCCCGUCCACUCUCGCCGCCCGCUGCUGCGUUGUCGGUGGCUGUAAAAAAUCUGUGCUGUGUGUUCAAAAACUCCCAGGUUGCACUGGUGCUCUGGCCAAUGAAAUGGCGAGAGCGUACCCCGCCUCGUCCGUCACCGUGUUUGACCUGCCGGAGGUGGUGGAAGCGGCUCAGAAACAUUUCAAACAGGAGGACAGUGGCGUUACAUUUCAAUCAGGAGAUUUCUUCAGCGGUGAAAUUCCCAGUGCAGACUUGUAUGUGUUGGCCAGAGUCAUUCAUGACUGGCCUGAAGAGAAGUGCCUGGCGCUGCUGAAGAAGAUCUACGAGACUUGUAAGCCGGGUGGGGGCGUCCUGCUGGUGGAGGCGCUGCUGUUUGAAAACAGACGAGGACCCAUCAUGGCGCAGAUCUUCUCCCUCAACAUGCUGGUGCAGACGCAGGGCAGGGAGCGCACCCCGUCCGAAUACACUCACAUGCUCAACAAGUCGGGCUUCCGCAACGUCCAGGUCUGCCGGACCGGGAAGUCCUAUGAUGCCAUCUUGGCCGUCAGAUGAGCACGGAAACACUCUGACAGGGAAAUGAUGAGAGCACUGAUUUAAAAUCUUGAUUUAAAAUAAUGAGUUGUUGUGUUGGGGAUUAGGAGACAUAAACGUAAAACUUGAACCUUUGUCAAAAGAAAUCUUGUUUACCCAGCUCUUGGAUUUGGGUCAUAGUUCAACCUUCUCACAUUCUGUGAUCCACUUCCUGUUCACUGUGAUGCUGCCUGGCUCCUUCUUAACUUGCACAUUAAUCAAGUUCCUCAUAUAGUCGAUUGUUUGUUCAGAAAAUAAUUUCCGAUUAUUCAUCACUGUGACACUGUUUACCAGCCUCUUGGAGGUGCUUUUAUGGUUCUGCUCAGCUGUUUGGUCCCUUCAUCCUGGUGCUACUUUGUAAAACUUGGUGCAAAUCCUUAUAUAACCGAACAAACUUACCUACAUUUAAAGACUGUUUACAGCAGGGGUAUCAAACUCCAGUCCUCGAGGGCCACUGUCCUGCAGUUUUUAGAUGUGCCACAGGUACGAAAUGCUGGAAGGA
Molecule: messenger RNA, 1951 nt
Organism: Xiphophorus maculatus (southern platyfish)
Lineage: Eukaryota; Metazoa; Chordata; Actinopteri; Cyprinodontiformes; Poeciliidae
Gene: asmt2
Product: acetylserotonin O-methyltransferase-like
Exons: 8
Coding region: 295-1431 (378 amino acids)
Molecular function (GO): O-methyltransferase activity
Source: RefSeq, a predicted model, not a curated record